This is a messenger RNA of Leptomonas pyrrhocoris, 856 nucleotides long. RefSeq names its product putative polypeptide deformylase-like protein. Gene Ontology annotation, biological process: N-terminal protein amino acid modification; peptidyl-methionine modification. Lineage: Eukaryota; Euglenozoa; Kinetoplastea; Trypanosomatida; Trypanosomatidae. Gene Ontology annotation, cellular component: mitochondrion. The coding region runs from base 41 to 856 and encodes 271 amino acids. Gene Ontology annotation, molecular function: peptide deformylase activity. The record is from RefSeq and is a predicted model, not a curated record. The transcript has a single exon.
AGUAACAAAAUUCGAGUAUUUGCCGACUUGCCUGAUCGCAAUGUUGCGGCGAAGCAACGCACUCCGCGUGCUCGUCGGAGCCGCGACGACGCUCUUGCGCUACGCCGAUCCGGAUCCUCCGUCAGCAUCCGCUUCUAAGCGGCUAAAGGACACCGUCGAGGAGUCGCUUGAGAAGGAAGGCAAAGCGCUGGGUCGCGUCGCGUGUUAUCCGCACCGCUGCCUGACCCGCCCGGUUCUCCCCGUCUCCGAAGCAGCGGUGCGCUCUCCUCUUUUCAUGUCCCGGCUGAUGGACAUGAGCCAGCUCGCCACCAACCUGCACUGUAUCUCCUUCAGCGCUCCCAAAGCUCACUGGGACGCCGCGGUCAUCCUCAUCAAGAACAACCCGUACGAGAGGGACUUCGAGGUCUGGGUGAACCCGUCCGUCCCCGGCUACGACGACCGCGAUGCUGUCGCCCCGAUGUACGGCAUGUGGGAGAACUGCAUUUCAUGUGGGUCGACGACGGCGUGGGUGGUGCGACCGCAGCGGAUUACGUGCCGCGGGUUGGAUCAACACGGGAAUGAGAAGAUCGAGGUGCUGGACGGCAUGCGGGCGCGCUGUCUCAUGCACGAGAUGGAUCACCUCAUGGGCAAGACGAUCUUUCAUCAGACAAUGGGCCCGGAGUUUGUGGUGAGCACCGUGGCGAUGGGGCAGCGAAACCUGUGGCCGGCGAACUUCCCUUCCGCCGAGGCGUACGUGACGCUGUCGCAGCAGUUCUUCGACUACGUGACGAACACCACGAUCAUUCCACCAGGAAUGGAAUGGUGGUAUGCGCAGAACAUGGCGCAGGAGUUCCACAGCGAGCGCCUUGGCAGUUGA